Messenger RNA from Epinephelus fuscoguttatus (brown-marbled grouper), 2646 nucleotides. It is a transcript of the gene slc30a4, whose product is annotated as solute carrier family 30 member 4. Lineage: Eukaryota; Metazoa; Chordata; Actinopteri; Perciformes; Serranidae. Gene Ontology annotation, molecular function: zinc ion transmembrane transporter activity. The transcript has 8 exons. Gene Ontology annotation, cellular component: plasma membrane. The record is from RefSeq and is a predicted model, not a curated record. The coding region runs from base 239 to 1549 and encodes 436 amino acids. Gene Ontology annotation, biological process: zinc ion transmembrane transport; response to zinc ion.
GCGUAACCAAACUUGCUAGUGUUACUUCCGAAUGCGGAGGUAGUCUUAAGGCUCUGAUGUUUACACCAGUAUUGCCAUGACAGUUUUUAACCCACUGACAAACUAAGUUAGUACAGCGGUGAAGUAACACUAUAAGCUGCUAAAAUGAAGUAGAAAUGAAGUAUUUCAACCCACAACGAUGUGAAUGAUAACCUCGGAGGACACUAACCUACACGCGGAGCUCACAUAAUUAUUAAAGAUGUCAGGUGGGAACCUAUUAGGCAAGGUGCGGUCCGCCUUCAGGAGGGAGCGGAGCGACUGGGACCUGAGCGACACGGCGCCCUUUGACUUCUCCGACGAGCUGGUGGACGAUGACACCCCCAAAUUUAACAAGCUGAAGGUGGUGGUGUCCGGGGAGAUGUCGGACUACUCCGCCGGAGCUCCGUCCAACGGGGUGGCGGUGAACACGCUGGUGGUGGCGGAUGAUGAUGACUCCCUGCUUGACUCCUCUUCCAGCCUAGGCAGCCCGGGGUUGAACAUGGACCCCUGUGACAACUGCGCCAAGAAGAGGGAGAUGAUCAAGCACAAGAGAGUGAUGAAGAGGCUGAUCAUUGCAGCUUUGCUCUAUUUUCUUUUCAUGAUAGGUGAAAUUAUAGGCGGUUACAUAUCAAACAGCUUAGCCAUUAUGACUGACGCUGUGCACAUGCUGACAGACGUGGUGGGCAUUUUGUUUUCCCUACUGGCUCUCUGGCUCUCCACUAAGCCACCCACCAGGAGGUUCACCUUUGGACUGCAUCGCCUUGAGGUGGUAUCGGCGGUCCUCAGUGUGGUGCUCAUCUACAUUCUGACGGCCAUCCUGAUCUAUGAGGCCGUUCAGAGGACGAUACACCAAGACUUUGACAUCGACGGAGAUGUCAUGCUCAUCACUGCAGCAGUGGGGGUGGCUGUAAACCUCAUAAUGGGUUUCUUGUUAAACCAAGGUGGACACCUCCACUCUCACGGCCAUGGUCACUCUCACGGCUCUGCAGCCGCCUCAAGUUCACAGUCAGCAGCGUCAGGUCAGCAGCAGAGGCAGCAUGGCAGCCUGGCUGUAAGAGCUGCCUUCAUCCACGCUCUGGGAGACCUCGUCCAGAGUAUCGGGGUGCUCAUAGCUGCCUACAUUGUCAGAUUCAAGCCGGAGUUCAAGUUGGCAGACCCAAUCUGCACCUACAUCUUCUCCGUUCUGGUUCUCUUCACCACAUUCCGCAUCGUACGAGACACAACAGUCAUCGUGCUGGAGGGUGUUCCCAGACAUUUGGACACACGAAGAAUUAAAGAGGACCUUCUGAAGCUGGAGGACGUCCAAUCAGUCGAUGAGCUGAACGUGUGGGCGCUGACAGCUGACAAGACUGCAGCACUAGUACAUCUCCAACUCACGCCCUCUAGUGCCAGCAACUGGGAGGACGUCCAGGCGAAGGCCCGUCACCUGCUGCUUCACACCUAUGGUCUCAGCAGGUGCACAGUGCAGGUGCAGACACACAGGCUGAGGCUGGUACACAGUUGCACAAACUGCCAGCAGCCCACCGCCUAAAGAGAGAGACUUGUGCUUACCUUAACUUCCACAGUACAUUUCAUGGAGCCACACGGCAGAGAGUAUGGUACGAAGUGCAGCCUGGAUGUAGCAGCGCUGUCACAGCUCAGUGCCAUAGCAGGAAACGCAGUAUACUGUUUGUUAGUGUGAGAAGACUGGUGCCAAAGGACGGUCAGUGAAGCAACAGCACACUUCUAAUUAGAGGAACACUACAUCCUCCAGGGACCUUUUGCUCUUACGCUUGCAAAGCUUUCGAGGGGAAUUUGAAUGCUUGAAGUCUCAGAAUGAAAAUAACUUGCUCUUAAUUCACCAUUACAGCCUAUUCCAACUUCUACCUUUUUUGUUUGUAUUUUACUUUUUGAUUUGUCACAACUGAUGUCCUGUCAUCAGAUGUAAGUUUUACUUUUUGUUACUAGGUGUGAAGACUGUAAAACAGGAUUGUAUUAUUUUACCGAGGAUGUCAGCACAUGAAAAGUUACCUCAUGCCAUUGGAUAAUAACUGUGGUCACGGUGCAUAUAAGCUGUCCGCCUUACCUCCAGCAUCAGUGAGGCAGAAAACCCCUUUAUCAUUGUGUCCCUUUAGUCGACAUCACAUCUCAUCUGAUGCACUUAAUCAUUCAUAUUCCUCUGCCAAAGUCUGUUUAACACAGAUUUUUUAGAUAUUCUUUAAUCAGUCUGUACUGACCAACACUUAAAAUACCAACACUUCUAACAUUUUACUCUAGCAUGUCUCUUAAUGAAUUGUGGGGGAGCACGCAACUGACAAUCACAGUCUGACUUUAAAUAAGGAUAAAUGCUACAGUGGUUGGACCGACCUCAGUACGGUCCCAGCUUCACACUCUAUACUCAGCUUUUUUCAUAUCAGUAACAGUAUAACAACACAGGCAGGUCUGUGAAGUCCUCAGUAUUUCAGAGUUGUAGUGUUUUCAGGGAGGAAGAUGUGAGUUAAAAAUUUGCCAAUUAUAGUGUUUAUAGUGUUUUCUCUGAGAGGCUUUAGGGGGGUUUAUGGUAAACCUUUUCAUGUCUCUGGUAUUAAUCAUCAAGAGAAAUCAGGAACUGGAUCAGUGUUUUUGUUUAUAAUAAAGUAUUUAAUCUUG